UUUUCUCUGACCAGCCAGUCUGUUCCCCUCCCUGCCUGCCUGUCUAUCUGCCUGCCUGGCUGCUUGCUUUCACUCCCACCUCCUCCACUGGACUCAAAUGCUAGUAAUUCCCGUAGGUUAGCUGGUAUUGGAGUAUUAGUCAAAUACACAGAGUGAAACCGCAUUGAUUUCACCCCAGAAUCACCCCGGAGGCACAAGCAGCGGAAACGACUCUGACUUACUUGAAGUAACAACAACUGGAUUAAAUCGAGUGGGAAAACAAAAGACCACACCACUUUGUCUCACUUAGAUAGCAGAACACCACUGGAAUUAUCAUCUCAAAGAAAAUAAACAUCACCAGAGUGACCAGCUAAUCAACGUGUUUUACUGCGACCAGCCGGGGGUUCAGAUAAAUGGCUGAUAAACAGAUCAGUUUGCCUGCCAAAUUGAUCAAUGGAGGGAUUGCUGGGAUUGUUGGAGUGACCUGUGUGUUUCCCAUUGACCUGGCCAAGACUCGCCUGCAAAACCAGCAAAAUGGAUCUCGCCUUUAUACCAGCAUGUCAGACUGCCUUAUUAAGACCAUUCGAUCAGAGGGGUAUUUUGGGAUGUACAGAGGAGCUGCGGUGAACCUAACGCUAGUUACACCAGAGAAGGCUAUCAAAUUGGCUGCUAAUGACUUCUUCAGGCAUCACCUCUCCAAGGAUGGAAAACUCACUCUGGUCAAAGAGAUGCUGGCUGGGUGCGGAGCGGGUACAUGCCAGGUUAUUGUAACAACUCCUAUGGAGAUGUUGAAAAUCCAGAUGCAGGACGCUGGGAGGCUUGCUGCUCAGAGGAAGCUCAUGCCAGAGACGGUGCCAGCAGGAACGGUGGAGACAAAGUCCCCGACAGCCAUGCAGAUCACCAGACAAUUACUGAGGGAAAAGGGUAUUGCUGGACUCUAUAAGGGCCUUGGUGCCACACUGCUCAGGGACGUUCCUUUCUCCAUCAUCUACUUCCCCCUUUUUGCUAAUCUGAAUAACCUGGGGAAGAAAGAUGCAGAGGGCCCCGCUCCUUUUUACGUGUCGUUCAUAUCAGGCUGCGCUGCAGGAAGCACAGCGGCUGUUGCAGUCAACCCUGUUGAUGUGAUAAAGACUAGACUUCAGUCCCUGACUCGAGGAAGCACAGAAGACACGUACUCUGGAGUGAUCGACUGUAUCAGGAAAAUCAUGCGCAACGAGGGUCCUUCAGCCUUCCUGAAGGGAGCCUACUGUCGCGCCCUGGUCAUCGCACCUCUGUUCGGCAUCGCCCAGGUCGUCUACUUCCUGGGCGUGGGCGAAUAUAUCCUCAGCUUCUUGCCCAAGAAAAACAACUAAGACGCGCCUCUGUUCUGCCUUCCCUCCCAUGAUGCAUUACAUCAGCUCCAUGAGGAUUCGUCUGAUUCUUAGAGGGUUUUUUUUGGAUCUCGUUUAUUUUUGUUUUUAAAUUGUGCUGAAUGUUCAAAAAGUUCAGAAAGGAGCCUUUGUUUUGCCAAGAUGCCUGUGGCAGCGCACAAGUUUCCAGUUGUCAAGCUCCGCCACAGCAGCUUUCUGGAAAUCAUGCUACAAACAGAGGUCUGUAAUUAAAUGAUUUUAUUGUACUUUUAAAUAUGAUUGUCAAACUUAGAAAAUUAGAUGUACUGCCCUUGGCUGUAGCAGCUCUGCAAGCCGUUCAGUAAUGCUCUUUGGCGGCUUCAUUACCCUUUUGAUAUCAGACCAUCCUGUUGCAUUCGAUGCGAAAUUUCCAUUUUCCACUGCCCUAAAUUGAUCAAUAAAGUCAAAAUUUUCUGUUAGAAAUAUAUAGAAAAUCUGGAGUAGGCAUGGGCCAGUAUGAAAUUCUCGUGGUAUGACAACUAUGUGCAGAAAUGCCAUGAUAUUACUGGUUUAGACAUAAAUUCUGAAACAACAAUUUAUACAAUUAUUUUAAUUUGAAGCAGAAAAUCAAUCAAAUAUUGCUACUCCUGCUAAAAUAAUACUACAAUGAGUUAUGAUAUUGUUAAAUAUCAAGUAUAUUAUGAUUAAGAAUAUUAAUAUUUUAUUGAUAAAUGGACACAAGCAAAUAUGCAAGGAUUUAGCUUAUUAUUAUGCAGAACAUCAAUUAUACACACACUUUUGUGGUUUUGUUGUUUAGAGAGAAACUAUAGGGGUCUACUAAUAUUUUUAGUUGGUUAAUUAGAUAGCUAGCCUGCAGCCAGCUGCUGAACAGACAUACCAAAGUGUGACAGCAAGUGAUAGGUGGAAAUCAGUUGACUUUCAUGAAGAGCUAAUUUUAUUCUUUUUUGAACAAAAGGGCAAAAGGUAGCAGCCUUUUUGAGCUAGCUGACCAACAACGUGCAGAAAUAGUUUGGGGAGGGGUUUGGAAAAAUGUGUUGUUGUUUCCAUGGCUCCUUGUUAGACUUUUAGUUGAAAUAACUGUAUUAUGUAAAUCUUUAGUGAGUUUUAAGCUGUAACUUUUUAAAACCAUCGUAAUACAUUGAUUUCAGUAACCAGCCCAUGCCUAAUCUGGAACUUUUGUGGAUUACUUAAAAAAAAGUCAAAUAGUCUUUAUGUAAUGAGAGAAUACUAAACAGUGGGAGUCUGGUUCAUGCCAAGUCCCAGGGCAGUGUGUUGAUGUGAUACCAGCUCACUCCCUGUGAUCUUUCCUGGGAAUCUACUUCCUUUUUCUUGUAUAGUAAGUGGUUUUAAUGAACUCAACGGUUCAGCUCAGAGCAGGCUUUAAUUGCCUUGGCUUUUUAAGGAGAUCAGGUUCCAUCUGAUAUUUAGUUUAGCCACAGUGGUUCUAAUGUUUGGCCUCCGAGAACAAUGUCUGUUUUUUGUGCUCACACCAUGCAACUUCUGAUUAUUGUGAACGGCCACAGACUGUGUUGCUGAAGUUUAAAUUCAAAACAACAUCACAGUUGAGUGAUCAUCGAGGAGAUUGUUUUUGAGCUUUAAGACCCUUGCGUGCUGAAAUGUUCUGCAAUCUGUGAUUUACUGUGGAUUUCUAGAUGGUCAGACAUCAUGUUGUGAAACCUGUAGUCGCAGACUUGUUUUUUUCUUUUUUUGUUUACACAAGAGUUUGCUCUUCAUUUUCCAGCUUUGUCCAAACUUGCAUUCAGUGGCAGGACCCAAAGAACUAAUGAAAAACCUAUUCAUUCAUUUGAAAAGUCAGACCAAUGCGCUCUCAGUGUUGUGUGAUUUGUACCAAACAUUUCUGCUUGUUUGCUUUAGAGGUUUUGUUUGCUUUAAGCCGCCAGGCGUAAAAAAGAAAAAAAGAACAGCCCUGUCGUAUCUUGUUUAUGCAUCACAACACUGAGGCGCCCUGCCAUUGGUAAAUCAAGGUGACUUUGAUGUGUAUUAUCCAAUCACAUUCCUUCCUUGCUCCCACUGGUCAAGCAGCUCUUUACUUGUUCUGUUGCACUUCUGAUGCAACUUUUUCAGUGUGAUAUCAUUUGUGGGAGUGAGCUUUAUUUAUAGAUAUUCCCUCCUAGAAGCAGUAUAGCGUUAUAUAUUUGUAUGUUUUUUUUUUUUAGUGUUGUAUUGUCUACCUUGUUAUCUAUAUUGUACAUAUUCAGAUGAAAUGAACUCUGUUUUAGAAUUUAUUGUUUUUGUACAUUAUGGAUUAUUUGCACACCUACCUCUCCACCUUCCCCAUUCAAUUCAUAUUGUGGUGAUUUUAUGUUAGAAUGACAAGUCAAAUGAAGGAACAUCAGAGUUUUUUCAUUACUGUGCGCCAAGGGGAACACUAGCUGAUCUUCAGAUGGAUUUUUUUUUUGGAGGUGCCAUUUUCUCCGGACUAUGAGUUAAAUCUGUGGGUUCAGCCACUUGUUUGAACAUAGGACCAAAUGAAGAAUCUUACUGCUGAAGUUUAGUUUCCAGUGAAUGACAUAACAAUAAAUAAAUGCACACUGAGGAAGACGA
Molecule: messenger RNA, 3893 nt
Organism: Gambusia affinis (western mosquitofish)
Lineage: Eukaryota; Metazoa; Chordata; Actinopteri; Cyprinodontiformes; Poeciliidae
Gene: slc25a22a
Product: solute carrier family 25 member 22a
Exons: 11
Coding region: 393-1331 (312 amino acids)
Biological process (GO): malate-aspartate shuttle; aspartate transmembrane transport; L-glutamate transmembrane transport
Molecular function (GO): L-aspartate transmembrane transporter activity; L-glutamate transmembrane transporter activity
Source: RefSeq, a predicted model, not a curated record